AAGUACCCAUUUCUCUCAAAACAAAUCGUAAAUCUACAUACAGUAUAACUCUAACCUUCUUUCCUCUCUCUCUCUCUCUCUCUGCAACUUCGACCACCAAAAAUGUCAUUGCCAAAAUCCAUUGCUACCGGAGCUGGAAUGCUCAGGAAUCGUAUCAAAUCAUCACUGAGAACAAGAGGUGGUGGUGAAGGACCGAGUCGAUGGUCAACUCCUGGUCACCAAGAACGACCAAAUGGUUAUCUCUUUAAUGAAGCUCCUCUUGAAUCAGGUCAGUCAAGAAAGUGGGAAGAUUGGGAACUUCCUUAUUACAUAACUGGUUUUCUCACUGUUGUAAUUCUUGGUGUUGGUCUUAAUGCUAAACCUGAUCUUACAAUCGAAACCUGGGCGCACAAAGAAGCCCUAAAACGUCUUGAAAACCAGCAGAUCCCUCUUACGGCUGACGAUUCUGAAUGAUCUUAUGAUAUGGGUAAUUAAUCUUAGGGUUUACCCAUUUCUUGUUGUCUUUUUUGUUUCUUCCUGCUGAGGUGUUGAGAUUGACCUAAGUUUUGGGCAUGAUGAAUUUUAUGUUGAUAAUGGUUGUUUUCUCAAAUAAGGUCUUCUGACUGUUGGAUCAUGCAUCUCUUGAACUUAAUUUUAUGUUUCUUUUUAAUGAAAUGUUGAAGAUGUUUAAUGCUAGUGUAAAAUUUAGACAAAAAUGAAAAUUUUAGUAUGUUAUUUUUAUUUGUUUUUGAA
Messenger RNA from Papaver somniferum (opium poppy), 732 nucleotides. RefSeq lists its product as uncharacterized. Lineage: Eukaryota; Viridiplantae; Streptophyta; Magnoliopsida; Ranunculales; Papaveraceae. The record is from RefSeq and is a predicted model, not a curated record. The coding region runs from base 103 to 453 and encodes 116 amino acids. The transcript has a single exon.